Messenger RNA from Penicillium diatomitis, 2796 nucleotides. RefSeq lists its product as uncharacterized. Gene Ontology annotation, molecular function: beta-mannosidase activity. NCBI's taxonomy places the organism in Eukaryota, Fungi, Ascomycota, Eurotiomycetes, Eurotiales, Aspergillaceae. The coding region runs from base 1 to 2796 and encodes 931 amino acids. Gene Ontology annotation, biological process: glycoprotein catabolic process; carbohydrate metabolic process. The transcript has 6 exons. The record is from RefSeq and is a predicted model, not a curated record.
AUGCAUUGGGGCUCGAAUUUCUGGCGGGCGUUAUUGCCGGCGACAAUCGGACUAGGUCGAGCGCAACACGUUGUUGAUCUGGCCGGCGAUGGUUGGACCGUCAGCAGUGAGGCCCUCAAUAUCUCGGUACCAGGAAAGCUGCCGUCACACGUCCAUCUGGACUUAUUGGCGGCCAAAGUCAUCGGGGACCCAUAUUAUGGGCUAAACGACUUCAACCAACGCUGGGUGUGCAACAACAACUGGACAUACACCAGUCACCCUUUACAGAACUUACUCAAAAAUGCCACCUCUUCAUGGCUUGUAUUCAACGGUCUAGACACAUUUACUACGAUUGAGGUGUGUGGCCAGGUCGUGGGCACCACGGACAACCAAUUCCGCCAGUACACAUUCAACGUCAGCCAGGCUCUCCGAGAUUGUAAAGAUCUCGCAACGCUCGCAUUGAACUUUGGCAGUGCCCCCAAAAUUGCCGAUGCAAUUGCUAAUAAUCCGGAGUCAGAAGUGUGGCCAAAUGGCCCACAGUUGGUCUAUGAGUUUCCUAACCGGUGGUUCAUCCGCAAGGAGCAGUCUGACUUUGGAUGGGACUGGGGCCCCGCCUUUGCUCCUGCUGGUCCUUGGAAAGAUGCUUCUAUGGUUCAAUUCGCUCGAAAUGAUGGCAUUUUUGUUCUGAACACAAACCUCGACAUAUAUCGCCAAGGACAGAUCAACUACCUGCCUCCGGAUCAGAGCCAACCGUGGGUGGUAAAUGCCAGCAUCGACUUCAUUGGAGACCUGCCCAAAGAUGCUUCAAUGCACAUCGAACUGAUAGAGUCACAUACUGGCAAAGUCAUGCAUUCGGCUCCUCUAAAUAAUAUUUCCAUAUCGGGUCGAACAAUCACAGGAAGUUGCACAGUCAACCCCGAUGCGCCAAAAUUAUGGUGGCCCCUAGGCCUUGGCCAGCAAGACCUAUACAAUGCUACGAUCACUGUGCAAGCAAAGGACCAACGUGCUUUGGCUCAAGUUGAAAAACGAACGGGUUUUAGAACCAUAUUCCUAAAUCAGCUCAACAUUACCGACGAACAGCUUGCACAAGGUAUUGCUCCAGGUGCAAAUUGGCACUUUGAAGUCAAUGGCAGAGAGUUCUACGCCAAGGGCUCCAACUUUAUUCCUCCAGAUGCGUUCUGGCCUCGGGUGACCGAGGAACGAAUGCAGCAACUUUUCAAUGCGGUGGUCGCCGGGAAUCAAAACAUGUUGCGCGUAUGGGCCUCCGGUGCGUACUUGCCCGACUUCAUCUACGACAUUGCCGACCAAGCGGGUGUGCUUCUGUGGAGCGAGUUCGAGUUCGGGGAUGCUUUGUAUCCUACGGACAAGGCAUUUCUCGAGAAUGUCGCCGCUGAAGUCAAAUACAAUGUGAGACGAAUGAACCAUCACCCUUCACUGGCUCUGUGGGCUGGGGGCAACGAGUUGGAAAGCCUUGAGUUGCCGCUUGUGAAAGCAGCAUCGCCACAGAACUACUCCUACUAUGUCGGCCAGUAUGAGAAAUUGUUCAUCAGCACGAUUCUGCCACUGGUCUACGAAAACUCGCGGUCAAUCUCCUAUAUGCCCAGCAGCACGGGCAAUGGCUAUCUUUACGUGAAUUUGUCGGCCCCGGUCCCGAUGGCCGAGCGCUACGACAACGUGACGAGUGGUCACUAUUAUUCCGACACAGACCACUACAACUACGACAGCAGUGUUGCCUUCGACUUCGGCAGCUAUCCCGUGGGUAGAUUUGCCAACGAAUUUGGAUACCAUAGUAUGCCGAGCUUGCAGACCUGGCAACAAGCCGUGAGUCCCGAAGAUCUCCAUUUCAACAGCAGCACCAUCGUUCUCCGAAAUCAUCAUUAUCCUCCCGGAGGUCCCCAGACAGAUAACUUCACGAACCCACUGAAAGGCAUGGGCGAAAUGACCAUUGCUGUCGAGCGAUACUAUCCCGUCCCUCACAAGAAUGAUUCGCUCAAACAGUUCAGCGCCUGGUGUCACGCUACGCAACUCUUCCAGGCAGACAUGUACAAGUCAGAGAUCAUCUUUUACCGUCGUGGAAGCGGUCUUCCCGAGCGUCAACUCGGAUCCUUGUAUUGGCAGCUCGAGGAUAUCUGGCAAGCUCCCACUUGGGCAGGAAUCGAAUACGACGGCCGCUGGAAAGUCCUUCAUUAUGUUACUCGCGAUGUGUACCAGCCGAUUAUUGUCUCGCCUUUCUGGAACUACACCACGAGAGAACUUUCUGUCUGGGUGACCUCUGAUCUGUGGGGGGAGGCAAAAGGAACAGUGAAUCUCACCUGGGUCGACAUGACUGGAAAUCCCAUUGCGGAGAAUGCGGGCACGCCCCAAAUCCAACCAUUUUCCGUCGGUGGUCUCAACACAACAAAAAUCUAUGAAACCAAUACAUCAAAGCUCUCAAUUCCCGAUAACCGGAAUGCAGUACUCAUCCUCUCCAUGACCGCAGAUGGAUACAUGCCCAACUCCCAGAACAAAACCACAUUCACUCAUCGUGAGAAAGCGACCGUCGUCUGGCCAAACGAGAUUAGCCUCGUGGAUCCAAAGAUUGAACUCGCCCGCGGAUCGGACGAUUUAACCUUCACUCUCGAAGCGAAAGGUGGCGUUGCGCUCUACACAUGGCUUGACUAUCCCGCUGGCGUGGUUGGGUAUUUUGAUGACAAUGUGUUCACGCUCAUUCCUGGAGAGAAAAAGACAGUCCAGUUUACUGUACAGAAGGAUGACACGAACGGGAAAUGGGCAGAUGGUGUAACAGUGCGCAGUCUUUGGGAUCAAACAACCAACUAA